Molecule: messenger RNA, 1092 nt
Organism: Danio aesculapii
Lineage: Eukaryota; Metazoa; Chordata; Actinopteri; Cypriniformes; Danionidae
Gene: dcps
Product: decapping enzyme, scavenger
Exons: 6
Coding region: 4-972 (322 amino acids)
Biological process (GO): deadenylation-dependent decapping of nuclear-transcribed mRNA
Cellular component (GO): P-body; nucleus
Molecular function (GO): hydrolase activity; RNA 7-methylguanosine cap binding
Source: RefSeq, a predicted model, not a curated record
AUCAUGGCGGAAAGCGAGAAUGGGAAGGACGGUAGAAGCGCUGCAAAAAGACCGAAAAUUGACGCGGAGGAUGAGAACAGAAAUGCGGGAGAACAGUCGGCCGAUAACCCGGUCGCAGACUUCCAGCUCACCCGCAUUCUGCGCGAUAGUCCGCGAGAAAAAAGUAUCUUCAUUCACGGAAAGGUGAAGGAUCAGGAUGCUGUUGUGAUCCUGGAGAAAUCUCCGUUCAGGCAGGACUCGCUGUCUGAGUUACUGAAGACUAGUCAACUCAAGCUGGAGAUGCAGAAUGACGUGUACAGCACAUACCAGCUGCAUGCUCCACCACAACUCAACGAAAUCAAAACGACAGUAAUGUGCCCUGCGACGGAGAAGCAUAUUAAGAAGUAUUUGCACCAGGAGGUUUUUCUGCUUGAAGAAUCAGGGGAAGAUUAUCGCAACCUCACCUUACCGUACAUCAGCAGCCAGAGCUUCAGUGUGCAGUGGGUGUAUAACAUAUUAGAGAAGAAAGCAGAGGCGGAUCGGGUCGUUUUCGAGGAUCCAGACCCUGAUGCUGGUUUCGUUUUGCUGCCUGAUUUCAAGUGGGACCAAAAGCAGCUGCAGGACCUGUAUUUGAUUGCCAUCGUCCACAGGAGGGACAUUAAAAGUUUGAGGGAUCUUACAGCAGAGCACCUGACACUGCUCACAAACAUCCGCAGUAAAGGAGAGGACACCAUUCAGAAGAAGUACGGCGUCCCUCCAAGCAAACUGCGUGUGUAUUUUCACUAUCAGCCGUCGUACUACCACCUUCACGUCCAUUUCACUGCGGUGGAGUACAACGUUCCGGGUUGUGGAGUGGAAAGAGCUCACCUGCUUUCAGAUGUCAUCCAGAACUUGCAGUUGGAUUCCAGUUACUAUCACAAUCGCAGCCUGUCGUUUCCACUGCGAGCUGAUGAUGGGCUGCUCCAACGGUUCAGAGAGGCUGGGAAAAUUUAGUGAUGUUUGCCACUUUUUUUAAGCUUGUUUUUUAAAAGGGAUAGAUCAACCAGAAAGUAACAUUUAGUCAUACUCUACUGUCUUUUAUUAAACAUUAAAGGCAGAUUGUUUCAGUAAGAA